Messenger RNA from Budorcas taxicolor (takin), 4002 nucleotides. It is a transcript of the gene STK40, whose product is annotated as serine/threonine kinase 40. The coding region runs from base 610 to 1920 and encodes 436 amino acids. NCBI's taxonomy places the organism in Eukaryota, Metazoa, Chordata, Mammalia, Artiodactyla, Bovidae. The transcript has 12 exons. The record is from RefSeq and is a predicted model, not a curated record. Gene Ontology annotation, molecular function: protein kinase activity; ATP binding. Gene Ontology annotation, biological process: protein phosphorylation.
GAGGAGAAAGGGACCGAAACUGCAGCAGGAGGAGCUGAGGUUAGGUGGCUGGAACAGCUAACAGGAACUCUUCACUGUUAACCUGCCUGGUCGAGACUCUAGGGAUCUUCGGAUUGAAGCGGGAUUUCUACAAAAGCAAGGGGCCCAGAGGGAAAUGAAUUGUGAGGGCUACGGCAGGAAUUCCUGUCAUUGAUGAGACCCACGCCAGCGCUCGCCGCACAAAGCUCCAGGAACCGAGAAAUGGGGGUCAUGAAAGAGCCACUUUUCUGACAAAGAUACUACAACCGACCGAUCUUUCAGCUGCUGGAGAAGUCUCCAGACCCGGGAGGGCGAGUGUAGGGCACGCGAGGCUCAGUGGAGUAGCGGCGGGGGCGGUGCCUCCGGCCCAACCUCACCUCAGACUUAGAUAAGCGGUGGCGGCGCUGCAGCCAUGGAGGGAGGCGGCGGCAGCGGCGGCGGUGGCUCGGGAGGCUGCGCCGGGAGACGGCGGUGAGCGGCUCCCACGCCCCUUGCCCGGCCCCGGUCCCCCGGGACGGAGCGCCGAGCAGCCCCGGCUCCGGGCUACGGACUAUGGGCGAGCAGCGCUGAGCACCGGCGGAAGAGCUGAGAAUGAAGCGGAGAGCAUCAGACAGAGGAGCUGGGGAAACGUCGGCCAGGGCGAAGGCUCUAGGAAGUGGGAUUUCUGGAAAUAAUGCCAAGAGAGCUGGACCAUUCAUCCUGGGUCCCCGUCUGGGCAACUCACCAGUGCCAAGCAUCGUGCAGUGUUUGGCGAGGAAGGAUGGCACGGAUGACUUCUAUCAGCUGAAGAUCCUCACCCUUGAGGAGAGGGGCGACCAAGGAGUCGAAAGCCAAGAGGAGAGGCAAGGCAAGAUGCUGCUCCACACCGAGUUCUCGCUGCUCUCCCUCCUCCACACGCAGGACGGGGUGGUCCACCACCACGGGCUCUUCCAGGACCGCACCUGUGAAGUGGUUGAGGACGCCGAAUCCAACCGAAUGAUUAAGAAGAUGAAGAAGCGCAUCUGCCUCGUUCUUGACUGCCUCUGCGCGCACGACUUCAGCGACAAGACGGCCGACCUGAUCAACCUGCAGCAUUACGUCAUCAAGGAGAAGAGGCUCAGCGAGCGGGAGACCGUGGUCAUCUUCUACGACGUGGUGCGCGUGGUGGAGGCCCUGCACCAGAAGAACGUCGUGCACAGAGACCUGAAGCUGGGGAACAUGGUGCUCAGUAAGAGGACGCAUCGGAUAACCAUCACCAACUUCUGCCUCGGGAAGCAUCUCGUGAGUGAAGGGGACCUCUUGAAGGACCAGCGUGGGAGCCCUGCCUACAUCAGUCCAGACGUGCUCAGCGGCCGGCCGUACCGGGGCAAGCCCAGCGACAUGUGGGCCCUGGGCGUGGUGCUGUUCACCAUGCUGUAUGGCCAGUUCCCCUUCUACGACAGCAUCCCACAGGAGCUCUUCCGCAAGAUCAAGGCCGCGGAGUACACCAUCCCCGAGGACGGACGGGUUUCUGAGAACACCGUGUGUCUCAUCCGGAAACUGCUCGUCCUCGACCCUCAGCAGCGCCUGGCCGCCGCCGACGUCCUGGAGGCCCUCAGUUCCAUCAUCGCGUCGUGGCAGUCCCUGUCUUCUCUGAGCGGGCCUCUGCAGGUGGUUCCUGACAUCGACGACCAAAUGAGCAAUGCAGACAGCUCCCAGGAGGCAAAGGUAGCCGAGGAGUGCUCCCAGUACGAGUUUGAGAACUACAUGCGGCAGCAGCUGCUGCUGGCCGAGGAGAAGAGCUCCGUGCACGAGGCCCGCAGCUGGGUGCCCAAGCGGCAGUCGGGGGCGGGGGUGCCACCCGUGCGCCGGCUGGGUCACGACGCGCAGCCUGUGAACCCCCUGGACGCGGCCAUCCUGGCCCAGCGCUACCUGCGGAAAUAGCAGCCUCGGGCGGGGGCACCGGCGCCCACCCACCACCUCUUCCCGGCCCCCAGCCAGCGGCCCUGCCGCCCCGCCACAGUGCUGAACUCUCUCCCGGGCUGCGCCGGGGGCGGGGCAGGGACAGCCCAGGUCACACGUGGGGUCAGCAGAGGUACCGCGAAGCUACCUUUUGGAAUGAUUGCUUGAUUGUUUGUUUUUUUUAAUCUGAGAAGCCUAGAUAACUAAUCUGCUUUUAAUCAUAACGUUUUAAUCUACCUCUGUCUCUUUAACCAUGCUGUCUCUGGACUGAGUGAGGAGGAGGAGGGAGCCCGCCCGCCACCAACCCCCACCCCACCCCCUGACCCCCAGGGGGCAGCUGCCCCCCAACAGUCCACAUAAGCUGAAAGUGCAGCUCAUUGCUGGGUCCCCACAAGAACGCCCACUCCCCACUGCCCUCCCAGGCCCCUCACAGUCUGUUUUCAUCCCUCCCCUUCUGACCCCAGGCCCCUCAGUCCAAGCUUUGGAAAACUCUCACCUCAUCUUAAGCGGAAUCAAAUAUAUUUAUUUUUGUACUGAAACCAGCUUCUCUGCCAUCUCUAGGUGGUUCGGCCCGUGGCCACUCGCUGCCCCCAGCCUGGCUGGACAGGAGGGGAGCCCACAGCCCCCAGUGGGCCCCUUCCUCAGCCCCGGGCUCAGAAGCCCCUUCUUGCCGGCCCCCUCCAUCUCCAGCCCACCAGUCCCUCCUUGUCUCCGGUGAUGAGGAAGCCUAGGCUGGCUUCUCUUUCUCCCAGCUCAGCUUCUCUGAGGUGCUGUACACCUGCAUUAGCCCCGGUUUCCUCCUCCACCCCUCGCCAUGGUACCGAGGUGACGCUGACCCGGAUGGGAAGGGGUGCCCUCGGCCAGCUGUGAGCACGGCCGGCACCCCUCUGUGUUCAGAGAAAAGCAGGGGCAUCUCCCCCGAUGCCCCUUCCUCGUAACAGAGGUGGUGUCUCUCCCAGCAGACCACCAGUCGCCAGGGUCCUUCCUGGGGGGCUGCAGGGCUCACGAGGGAGACCUGUAGGGACCGGGGGCCCUGCCUGGCUUGAGAACAGCCCCGCUGCCCUUUUGAGCCGAGAUUUUGAAGUGGAUGCCCGUCUUGCCAGAAAACCCUGUUCUCACCAGAAUGCCCCCCUGCCUGCUCUCCCGCACUGGGCCUGGCCCUGCCCAGUGCCAAGCAGAGGCCCUCCCCUGACCUGCCCGCCCCCCCCAGCCCUUCAGAGCAGCCGAGUGUCCCCCUCCAGGCCGCCUUGGGCCCUCGGCCCUGCCCUGCCUGCCCAGUGGGGGAGGGGACCGAGGCCCGUGUGACCUUGUUCCCCGGCGUGUGAGCUGCACCCUCCCCAAAAGCUGACUCACUGUGAGUGACUUGGGCAAGGUCCCAAAAAAAAAAAAAAAAAAACCUCCUUGUGCCUCAGUUUCCCCAUCUGGAAAAAAUGGGGCCACCUCUUGCCAGCAGUAGCAGGGCCGCCCACACCCCCUUCCUCCCCCCCAACCCCGGCACGCGGGCGCCUCAGCCUCUGCCUCAGUGGGUCCGUGGGAGCCCGCCUGAGCCCAGCACUCGCCCCCCCUGAGCACCAGGCCGGCCCCCCUCAGCCAUCCUGAGAGCCAGGGUCUCGCGCGGGUGGGGUGGGGGUGGGAUGCCCUCUUUUCUAUAUUUAUUUCAAAAAAGAAGUCUCCUAAAGGAGUGGAAAUGCAGUCCCGCCCAGGGCUCCCAGCAUCCGUGACUGUCUUUCUGUGAGGGCCUCACCCGAGCCCCUUGUCCAGCAGCCCGCCCAGACCCUCCAGGCCCGCUCGCCUGGUGGUCCUUCUCCUUUUCAAAGCAAUAUCCUCCGGGUCCGCAAAAGCCUGUCAGACAGACUGGUCCCGUCCAAGGUCAACCCAUCCGUCUGAUUAAUUUCUGGCAAAGCAAACGAAAGGAGGCUGGGUCUGCCCUCACUGGGUGUCACACGCUGAGAGAAGUCCUACUGUAAAGAAAAAAAACGGAAAAAGUCACAAAAAAGUUUGUAUAAAGUCAUAUUUUUGUACUACAUGGGGACUCUUCCUGCAUGUCAGCAAUAAAACUUCCUG